This is a messenger RNA of Miniopterus natalensis, 1921 nucleotides long. RefSeq names its product centrosomal protein 20 (gene CEP20). The record is from RefSeq and is a predicted model, not a curated record. NCBI's taxonomy places the organism in Eukaryota, Metazoa, Chordata, Mammalia, Chiroptera, Miniopteridae. Gene Ontology annotation, molecular function: protein binding. Gene Ontology annotation, cellular component: centrosome; motile cilium; ciliary basal body. Gene Ontology annotation, biological process: cilium assembly; microtubule anchoring.
UUAAAAAUGGCGACUGUCACGGAGCUCAAGGCUGUUUUAAAGGACACCUUGGAGAAAAGGGGAGUCUUAGGGCAUUUAAAAGCAAGAAUUCGAGCUGAAGUUUUCAGUGCCCUAGAUGAUGAAAGUGUGCCCCGACCAACAUUAUCUCAUGAAAACCUUCUUAUUAAUGAAUUAAUUCGGGAGUAUUUGGAAUUCAACAAAUACAAGUAUACAGCAUCUGUCCUCAUAGCAGAAUCUGGUCAACCGGUGGUUCCACUGGACAGGCAAUUUCUCAUCCGAGAACUAAAUACAUUUGAAGAAUCAAAGGAUAAUACAAUACCCCUUUUAUAUGGGAUUUUAGCUCACUUCUUGCAUGGAACUAAGGAUGGCGUCCAAAAUUCAUUUCUGAAAGGAUCUUCACUUCAGCUUCCAAACCCAAAUCCUGGUAGACAGCCUAGUGGAAAAGAGCAAAUGGAUGACCACCUAAGAAAAGAGAAGGGGAAAAAUGCUAAUAUCGAAGAUCUUCAUAUUUCUCAAGCUGUGAAGAGAUGACAUUUUCAUUUGGGGCAUCUUUUAUCUUAAAAUUGUAUGUAUUAAAUAACUUAUUUAUUUUCUCGUUGCCAAAACGCAUCACAAUUAUUUGUACUUUGUACAAAUUUGAGUUUCUGCAAAAUAUUUAGUCUUUCGUGCUUUAGUGCAUUUGUGAAUAAAAGCUAACUCUGUCACCUAGGUUACUGGAUUUGACUUGAAAGAAAAUGUAUUGUUUUUAGGAAGUAUUUUAAAGGUCCUUAGAUUUGUGAGAAAUGGAAAGUCUUUGUAGUAUCCUAUACAUUCUUCUAAAAAAAACAAACCCAGGUCUGUAGAGCCAUAUCAUCUGCUCUUUAGCAUGGCUCAUUAAGUAAAUUUCCUUCAGGCUGGAAUUAUGUGGAUUUGUAGAAAAAUUCAUGUUUUUUAAAUAACACUAAAGCCAGAAAAAAUUAUAAGUUCUUUUUUGAUUACCCAUUUUUUCAGAUAACCAUUUAUAAUUAGAUUAAAAUAUCUGAAUUACUAUCUAAAAUUGAACUUUUAAACUAGGUAACAAUGUACUUUUUCUUUCCUUAGAUCAUUUUGGCUUCUACUGGAAGAUUUAAUUAAAAUGUAGAGGGGGAACUAAUUCUUUUAAUUUUGCUGUAAGUAAAACAAAGAGUUUAUUUGAUUACAUGAAGAAUGUGGAAUCAGCCUGAAGAGACAGGCUUUAGGAGAAUACCAGAAAGUACCUUUUAAAAGAUGGCAUUGUUUAACCUCUAUGUGGCCUUCAGUUGUGCAAUUAUAAGAUGAGCUGUGAAAGGGCCAACCCCUAGUUAUUUGGGCUCUGAAAGUCUUAUUAAAUGUCAGUUUUUAUUCUUGGGGUAGAAAAAUAGUAAGAACUAUCAUAGUGCUAUCUCUAAAAUGCUGCUUUGAUAUUUAUUAAGAUAUUUUUAUAAUGUGGAGUCUACAGACUGAUUUCACUGAAAACUGACUUACAGUAGCAGAACCUGACUGGCAAAAGUCAUAGGUAUAUUCAGAGCACAACUGCAUGGGCACCUGGAUACCGACAACAUUUAGCUUAAACAUCUUCCACGGGAAAAGUGAUCAGGGCUGUAGUUGGCAAAAUUGGCAUUCUCCUUAUGGUAUUGACCCUGUGCUACUUUGGAAAUUAUUGAAACUUUUGAUUUUAUAUUUGGUGCUAGUCAGUGUUUAGUCCUUACACAUUAACCAAGAAUUUUUAUCUGAAUACAGAAAAAUAUUAAAGAAAUCCCCUUAAACCAUACUUUACAAGUCAAAGGAUUUUAAGAAGCCCUAUUGGUGGGCUAAAAUUAUAUAGGUGUAGAAAUAUUAUAAGGGUUCGUUUCUAUUUUUUAUUAUUAUUAUUUUUGUUAAUCCUCACUUGAGGAUAUUUUUUCCAUUGAUUUUUAGAGAGAGU